Lottia gigantea (owl limpet) is the source of this 1266-nucleotide messenger RNA. RefSeq lists its product as hypothetical. Gene Ontology annotation, molecular function: ATP binding; nucleic acid binding; RNA helicase activity. The transcript is spliced from 11 exons. NCBI's taxonomy places the organism in Eukaryota, Metazoa, Mollusca, Gastropoda, Lottiidae. The record is from RefSeq and is a predicted model, not a curated record. The coding region runs from base 1 to 1266 and encodes 421 amino acids.
AUGUCGUCGUUUGCCGACCUAGGACUAAAUGACUGGCUUGUCAAGCAGUGUAAAGCCAUGGGAUUGACGAAAUCGACUCCGAUUCAGCAACAAUGUGUCCCACACAUUUUGAAAGGAGAAGAUUGUAUUGGUUGUGCUAAAACUGGAAGUGGUAAAACAGCAGCCUUUGCCUUACCUGUUUUGCAGAAGUUAUCAGAGGAUCCUUAUGGUAUAUUUGCAUUGGUCUUAACUCCUACAAGAGAGUUGGCAUUCCAAAUAUCUGAACAGUUUCGAGUUUUAGGUAAACCAAUUGGUGUUAGAGUAACUGUAAUAACUGGAGGCUUGGAUAUGAAUCAACAGGGUAUAGAUCUAACAGUAAAACCACAUAUAGUUAUAUCGACCCCUGGUCGUCUAGCAUCACAUAUUGAAAACUGUGAUACUUUCUCACUCAAGAAAAUUAAAUUUCUGAUACUAGAUGAAGCUGAUAGAUUACUAGAAGAUGAUUUUGGUGAACAACUAGAAACUAUAUUUAAUACAUUACCUCAAAAACGUCAGACAUUAUUAUUCAGUGCCACUUCCUCACCUACUUUCAAUGAGUUAAUGUCUGUUUCCGAUAAAAAACCAUUCUUCUGGCAGCAAGAAGCCAGUAUAGCUACAGUAGAAGAAUUAGACCAGAGAUAUGUUCUUUGUUCAGCUGAUGUGAAGGAUGCCUACAUGUUUCAUGUCUUAGACAAAUUCCUGGAGGACAAUCCUAGAAGUUCUGUCAUGAUCUUUACAAAUACAUGCAAAUAUGCUCAAGUAUUAGGAAUGAUAUUACAAGAAAUGGGUGUAAAAUGUGUUAUUCUUCAUUCUACAUUACGUCAACCAGAACGACUGGCUUCUUUAGCUUCAUUUAAAUCACAUAAGGUUAAAAUUAUGAUAGCCACUGAUGUUGCUAGUAGAGGUUUAGAUAUACCAACAGUUGAUUUGAUUAUAAACCAUAAUGUACCAAAUAGACCUAAAGAUUAUGUACAUAGAGUGGGGCGUACAGCUCGAGCAGGUGGAUGUGGUAAGGCUAUUACUAUGGUAACACAAUUUGAUAUUAAAUUAGUUCAUGCUAUAGAAGAAUUUAUAAAUUGUAAGCUAAAAGAACACUCUGCUGAAGAAAGUGAAGUGAUGGAAAUAUUAACAGAAGUGGCUGUUUCUAAAAGAGAGGCUGAAAUUAGAUUAGAUGAGAAAGAUUUUGGUCAACAGAAAAUUUUACACAAGAAAAGAAGAAUUGUAAUGGAAGGAGAAGUAAGACUAUAG